Lachancea lanzarotensis is the source of this 1329-nucleotide messenger RNA. RefSeq names its product LALA0S01e15654g1_1 (gene PTC3). Gene Ontology annotation, biological process: protein dephosphorylation. Lineage: Eukaryota; Fungi; Ascomycota; Saccharomycetes; Saccharomycetales; Saccharomycetaceae. The transcript has a single exon. The record is from RefSeq and is a predicted model, not a curated record. Bases 1 to 1329 code for a protein of 442 amino acids. Gene Ontology annotation, molecular function: cation binding; protein serine/threonine phosphatase activity.
AUGGGUCAGAUUUUGUCGAAUCCAAUCAUCGACAAGGAGAUAGAUAGUGGGACGGACGUGUUGACGGCGUUUGGGCUGUGUGCUAUGCAAGGAUGGCGAAUGUCGAUGGAAGACGCACAUGUUUGUGCAGUAGACGUGGGGUCCGAAAACAGCAAACACAGCCAUGUUGCGUACUAUGCGGUCUUUGACGGCCAUGGAGGGUCUUCGGUGGCACAAUUCUGCGGUGUGAAGGCAGCCAAGGUGUUGCAAUCCCAAGAAUCGUUCCAACAGGGUAAAUAUGCGCAAUCACUCAUUGACGCGUUUAUCGCGUCAGACCGGGAGAUUUUGCGGGAUCCGCUUCUCAGAAACGAUCACAGUGGCUGUACCGCUACGACAAUGCUGGUUUCAAAGGAGCAGCAACGGUUGUUCUGUGGUAACGCCGGUGACAGUCGAACAGUAUUGUCGCGUAACGCAAUUGCCAAAGCAUUGUCGUACGAUCAUAAACCUACACUAGUGAGCGAGAAAUCCAGAAUCGUGGCUGCAGAUGGAUUUGUGGAAAUGGAUCGUGUUAACGGUAACUUGGCCCUCAGUCGUGCCAUUGGAGAUUUCGAAUUCAAAUCCAACCCAAAUUUACCACCACAUGCACAGAUCGUAACGUGCGUGCCCGACGUGGUGGAACAUUCGAUAGACUAUGAUCAAGACGAGUUCGUUAUUUUGGCGUGUGACGGAAUUUGGGAUUGUUUGUCGUCCCAAGAAUGUGUUGAUCUAAUCCAUUACGGUAUCAAUCGGGGCGAUAUGAAUUUAGAACAAAUUUCAUCUCGUAUUGUCGAUGUGUGUUGCUCACCGACUACAGAAGGCACCGGUAUUGGUUGCGAUAACAUGAGUAUUGUUAUUGUCGCGUUGUUGAAAGAUGAGGAAUCGGUGGAACAAUGGUUUUCUCGAAUUAGAAGCAAAAAACACGUUGCUAACGUUUCUUUUGAAGAAAGAAGACGCGCCGUUUUCUCCUUCUACGACUUCCCAAAGAAUGAUGCCGACGUUUUCGCGGUCUCAACCAAGAAAACAGACGAACAUGGCAACAGCUAUACUUCCAAUGAAGACGAGGAUACUGAAAUGGAUCGUAACGAGCCUCCAGCAGGUCGUUCUCAAAUGGACAUGUUUUCGUUAGAAUCCCUGUUGGGUGCCAAUGGUAUUCAGGUAUCACAGGGCGGUAAUAACGUUUCCUAUAUUCACGGGUCUGCACUUUCUGAGGUCUUGGCAUCGCUUGGAGGUGGUGGAGGCGUGAAUCAGGCCAUUGAUGAAGAAAAUGAUUCUGACGAAAAGAGGGAAAAACUUGAAGAAGUAAAGGAUUAA